This is a messenger RNA of Equus quagga, 5151 nucleotides long. It is a transcript of the gene FBXO45, whose product is annotated as F-box protein 45. Lineage: Eukaryota; Metazoa; Chordata; Mammalia; Perissodactyla; Equidae. Gene Ontology annotation, cellular component: SCF ubiquitin ligase complex; synapse. The record is from RefSeq and is a predicted model, not a curated record. Gene Ontology annotation, biological process: proteasome-mediated ubiquitin-dependent protein catabolic process; synapse assembly involved in innervation. The coding region runs from base 324 to 1181 and encodes 285 amino acids. The transcript has 3 exons. Gene Ontology annotation, molecular function: protein binding.
CUUGCUUCGUGCCCUCAACCCGCAUGGCGGAGCCGCGGGCGCGCCGCUGGGAGGCCGUGCGAGUCGGGCGGUUCCGGCGCCCGCGCUGAGCCGCGGGGGAGGGGCGGGGGACGCCCGUGCGGCCCGGGCGUCUGCCCUCAGUGAGGCGGGGCGCGCGGCGGACGCCCCCGGGCAGGGGCGGGAGUGGUGGAGCGGCCGGGCGGUUGACUGUGAAAGGGGCGGUGAGCGAGCUGCUCUGGUCUCCAGGCGAGGCUUGGCCUCCCUAGCAGAGACGGGGGGAGGCGGCGGUGGUGGCGGCGGCCCUCGGGCCGGCUGGUGAGGUGAUGGCGGCGCCGGCCCCGGGGGCUGGGGCAGCCUCGGGCGGCGCUGGCUGUAGCGGCGGCGGCGGCGCGGGCGCCGGCUCGGGCUCCGGGUCCGCGGGGGUCGGGGGCCGGCUGCCCAGCCGGGUGCUGGAGUUGGUGUUCUCCUACCUGGAGCUGUCCGAGCUGCGGAGCUGCGCCCUGGUGUGCAAGCACUGGUACCGCUGCCUGCACGGCGAUGAGAACAGCGAGGUGUGGCGGAGCCUGUGCGCCCGCAGCCUGGCAGAAGAGGCUCUGCGCACGGACAUCCUCUGCAACCUGCCCAGCUACAAGGCCAAGAUACGUGCUUUCCAACAUGCCUUCAGCACUAAUGACUGCUCCAGGAAUGUCUACAUUAAGAAGAAUGGUUUUACUUUACAUCGAAACCCCAUUGCUCAGAGCACUGAUGGUGCAAGGACCAAGAUUGGUUUCAGUGAGGGCCGCCAUGCGUGGGAGGUGUGGUGGGAGGGCCCUCUGGGCACUGUGGCAGUGAUUGGAAUUGCCACAAAACGGGCCCCCAUGCAGUGCCAAGGUUAUGUGGCGUUGCUGGGCAGUGAUGACCAGAGCUGGGGCUGGAAUCUGGUGGACAAUAAUCUGCUACAUAAUGGAGAAGUCAAUGGCAGUUUUCCACAAUGCAACAAUGCACCAAAAUAUCAGAUAGGAGAAAGAAUUCGCGUCAUCUUGGACAUGGAAGAUAAGACUUUAGCUUUUGAACGUGGAUAUGAGUUCCUGGGGGUGGCCUUUAGAGGACUUCCCAAGGCCUGCUUAUAUCCAGCAGUUUCUGCUGUAUAUGGCAACACAGAAGUGACUUUGGUUUACCUUGGAAAACCUUUGGAUGGAUGACAGUGGCUUUCUUGGGGUGAAAGACAGAGUGGAGGAGAUAUCUGCUUGUUGAAAGUAGAAUCAUGAAGUGACAGUGUCAUACAUGCAUGCCCAAGAAACAUCCUGAAAAACACACGAAAUUGUUAACUGGAGAAGCAGCUUUACAGCAGAGAUUAUCUUAGUGUUUCCUCUUUCUACUGGGCCAGAAAAAUCCUCAGGGUUGCAGCUGGUUGAGUGGGCAGUUGACAUAUGCAUGUUGCAACAGAUUUUGUCUCUAAGUCAGCAGUGUGUUAUUUCCAACUUUUAAGGUGAGAUUUUAGAGAUGCUAUGAAAGGGAUAAGAUAAGGAAAUAGCAAGAUUGUUAAGUAGUGUGUUUGUGAAGAAAGACUGAUCCUGUUUUACAACUGCCUGUUUUUUCUCCAGACCUGUUUUUCCAGCCAGCUUGACUAUUAGAAAAGUAUGAAACUGGUUGGAUUUUAUUUAAUAUUUUUAAUAUAUUGAGAAGCAUGGUCUGCCUGGACUGCACUUCUCUAACAGUGAGAUGUAAAAUUGUGCAGCUAUUUUAAAAGUUGUAUAUACAAUAUGUGUGUAAAAAAACUGUAUAAAAAAACACAGGACAAAGGGGUUUCUUUGUUCUAGUUCAGUUUCUUAAAAACCACUACAUGGUACAAAAUUAGAGUAACAUUUAGGGACAAUUGGGUAACUACAAAGAAGAGGAUUUUAAGAGGAGAUGUGUUGUAUUGGCUGAUUCUGUAUUAUAUUUGGUUUACAGUUCCCAUAGCUAUUACAGUCUUUUUUUUAGAGAUCAAAAUUAUUGUUAAAAUCCCUCAUCUCCUGGCUAAGGAUGAGGGAAGGCGAGUCUAUUUCUAAUCAUACAUAUGUCAGUAAUAGUAAUGAUAAUGUGCAUCUUGUAGUAUCUGGUUUUAUAUUUUGGCCUUCUGAGAAAGUGUCUCAUAACAACACCGAAUGUUGCCAUUUGCUCUUAUAGGACUCAAGUAAGGAAGCUGUUAGUCACAGACUUUAGGAAAGGAAUUGAUUACUGGUCCCUUUAUUUUGUAACUUUAUAAUGCUGCAGAUAUUAUAAUUUUUUUUUUAAUUUCAUAUUGUUUACAUCAUGCAACAAUCUAAGCCUCAAACUCUUCCUUGGGGUUAUCAAAAAAUGUUUACUCAUGCACCUGAAACAGUGCCAACCUGAACCCAGGUUAAGAAUGUGUUCUUAAUCUCAUUAUAGAUAAUUGCCCCCAUGGGACUUGAAAUAAAACACCUUGUGCUGAAACCUUCAGGUUGGCAAUAUUUUGAAAGUUUCAUUGUAGAAGAACUUAACAUUAAUUCCUGUUCUGAAUUUUUGACUAAUAAAUCUGAUUUCACUAAUACUCUUUUAAAUUAAUAAUCCAACAUACAUGAGCUGAGAUUUUCUUUUGUUAGAAGAGAAACAGCAUCAUCUUUCUGUAUGAAAGUAUAAUUGUAUGGUUUCAAAUACAUCUUUGUGAUAAGAAUUGACUAAGGCAAGUGGAAUCUUUGUACUUUUUAGGUUAUUACUGUAUGUGUAUUUUGUUUUAAAUCUAAUAAAAUUAGGGACAGCAAGCAGCUGGCUGGGGUUCUUGGGUUGCUCCUUGAGAGUUAAGAUUAUCAGUACUCCUAUGAAGUGGGGGAUUUCAGUCAUGAACAAAGAUUUUUUUUGCCACCUGACAGGUUUACAAAUAUUUAUUGUGUAUUUGGUAUGUUGCUUAAAGGUGAAAUCUGUUACAGAUCCUUUUUGAUACCCAUGUCAAGAAGAAAUCUCCUGGAGACCAUAUUUAAUAGUACAGAGUGAAAUUAUAUUAGACAAUAUAGCUGCUACAGAAAUUUACUUUUCUUGGUGUAGAACAACUCAAUUUGGCAAAGUUUAAAGUUUAAGUAAAGAAGAGAACUGGUUCAGGAUGAAGAUUGAGCUAUUUAGAAAACUAUAAAGUCCUUUCAGUACUUGUUUCUUUUUCAGAUUGUGAUGCAGCUAAUUCCAAGAGCUGUUACUGAGAGUUUUGUUUAUAACUUCUGUUUUGUCUUAUUGGUAAACAUGCACUUGUAACAAAGUUUUGAAGGUGCUUAAUGGAACACAGAAACACAUGGUGAGUGCGUAUUGAACCUAGAAUCAAAGAAUUGCCUAAAUAUUUAACAAGCCAUUCUUAUGUCAAAAAUUUAAAUUUCCUAAUAUCCCAUUUGCAAAUUUUAUAAAAUGGAGGUUCAUAUUUACCAUAAACAUCAGGAGAAUGAAGAGCCUUCAUAUCUAACCUGAUUGAUUCGUUACUGGAGACCAAUAGUAGCUGCACAGAAUGUUAAACAGCUACAGCGUUCAAGGAAAUGGAAUCUCUUUUUCAUUGGUGCUGAGAGAGUGUUUAGGUAGAAGUCACAGCUGAAGACUGAGUAUAACUCCUCUAAACCAGUGGUUCUCAGCCUUAGCUGUACUUUGGAGUCAUGUGCAUCUUGAAAAAUACUGAUGUUGGCUCCCAUACUCUAAGAUUCUGAUGUUGGUCUGCUUCCCAGGUGAUUUCAAUCUGCUGCCAAGGUUGCAUUCUAAAUUCACCUUAAGUUUUCUCAUCUGCAAAAUUUAAAGAAAUCCUUGCUCCCUCCCUUCACUACCUCACAAGGAUAUUGAGGGUAAAGGAGAAAAUAACAGGAAAAUGUUUGUGCAAUGGAUAAUAAGUGCUAUUGAAAGGCAAAGUAGUGUUUGUUGUCUUUCAGCUGAAACUAUGAUCAGGAAAAAAUGUGUAAUUGAGUUUGCUUUGUUGACUUGGGAAACCGGGAGCAUUUUCUUUGGUUCUUAACUUUAGUGAAGCAUGCAGAUGUGUAAGCAAACAUUACUAUUACUCUUAUUCAUACUAUGGUCUUCUGUCAUACUUGAGAUAGGCUGUUUUAAAUUAUCUGGUUUUACAUAGGAAAGAAGAAAUAUUAAGGGUUAAAGUCUGUAAUGGUCAAUGGCUAAUAAUUCAUUAAAACUUUUCAUACAAAGAAUUCUGUGGUUAAUAUAUAUCAUUUCAUAGUUGCUAUUGUUUUUUCGUUGUCUGACUUUUGAAUGUUAAGCCAUUUAUUUCAUCUCCUUUUUCUUAUUCAUGUAAGCACCAAAAGCAAGUAGGUUUUGCCGUUGAAGACUUAAAGUUAUGGCUCAAUUAUUAGACAUUUUCCGCCUCUUAGAUAUGACUUGACCUGGGAAAGAGUUUCGAAAACAACAGAGCCCUAAACCAUAUAGUAGGUAUAAUUAACUUUUUAAGUGCCCAAACUGCUGUUUAUAUAGACUGUAAUAUUAAUAUUUUUUGAUCAUUUAAAAAAAAUGAACAGUUUGAAGAGAUAGAAACUUAAGGACCUUAUUUUAAAGAUUAGUAUUGAGAAGAUUACUUCCCAGAAGUCAAAACCACCACAAUCAGGACCCCUUUGAAGCCUUCCUGGAAGGAAUACUCCCUUCCCAACCCAAAUACUACCCUCAUAAAGCAUUCCUCAACUCCUCCAGCUGAGUGUAAUCUCUCUUUCCUUGAAAUUUCCCUAUGUUUAUAUUUUAUCUAUACUUAACUUGUGCUGUUUUACUUUAUACCUUGUAUAAAUUUAUUUAUGUUUAUUGAUUAUUUCUUGGUGUUUUAUCUCCCCUGAACACCUUAGGACAGGAUCUCUGAUGGAUUCAUCUUUAUGCCCACAUCAUCUUAGCCCAUUAGGCAGGUACUCACGUAUUUGCUGAAGGAACAGAGAAAAAACUAUGUAGGAAAACAAACUCUGAAGUUGCAGACUACAGUAACAAAAGAUAGAUGAGGGAGAAUUCUUUCUGUAUUCUGUCCAAGUGAAGCACAAAGGAAAAGGAUGCUAAUCUGAGGCUAAUAAGGAAGAAAUAAUGACUGUGGAUGCAUUUUAGCCAUUCCCCUUUAUUCUUAAAUAUUGGUAAACUCUGAUUUUUAGUUCUUGAUGUAGAUUUCAUACUUGUUUAGAAUUAAAAUUAGAAUUCUGUAUUUUAAUUUUUGGAAAUUCUGGU